Messenger RNA from Humulus lupulus (European hop), 1125 nucleotides. RefSeq lists its product as uncharacterized. Bases 123 to 1001 code for a protein of 292 amino acids. NCBI's taxonomy places the organism in Eukaryota, Viridiplantae, Streptophyta, Magnoliopsida, Rosales, Cannabaceae. The transcript is spliced from 2 exons. The record is from RefSeq and is a predicted model, not a curated record.
AAGGAGAAGGAGUACUGUUAUGAUUAUAGAUCAUGGUGUGAUCUUCCUGAAGAUAUACUAAGCUUGAUAAUGGAGAAGCUGGAUUUCAAGGACCAAGCUCACUUCCAUGCUGUCUGCAAAAGAUGGCAACUCGUAGAAGCACCUGCGUAGCUGUAAAAUCAGGUUGGUUGCUACUCGUGAAAACAUGUUGCGAAGCUUAUUAUCUGUACAAUGCAGUCACUCAAGAGGCUAUUUCUCUUCCCAGAAAGAAAAUGUUAAGAGAAUUCGGUAGAUCCAUUAAUGAUUGCUUCAAUUACUUUGAACUAAGUCUCGUCCAAGAACGACGAGGACGAGGACAUUUCGUAGUGUAUCAGGUUGACAAACACAUCGAUUUCAAAAACUUAAUACUCAUAAGCACGUGGCGUAGUGCUGAGAAAGGUAAGUGGAAAAGUAACAAGUUUGAACUAGGUGAGGAGCUGAAUCUUCUCAACGUAAAGUACGUCAAGAAAACUCUUUAUUGUGUUUUCAGUAAUGGAACAGUGCAUGGUUUCAACGAUAAUGAUAUGAGUUUGAGUGUGGUUGUGAAAUCAGAGAACAUCCCUGAAAAUCUGUGCCAAGAUUUCACGAGUGGAGAGUUGAGAAUACUUGAAGCUAAAUUAGUAGCUGAUUUGGAAGCAGAAGAGGUUUUCCUAGUGUAUCCCAAUAAUAAUUGGCUCGUUUUGAGGUUAGAUUGGUCGAACCAUACGUGGGUUGAAGAAAUGAGUUUGGGCUGGAGAGUGUUGUUUUGUUUCCAUAAACAUUUUGCCAAAUCUGAUGUUUCGAUGCUCUCAAACUAUGGCAACUUCAAAGGCUACAUAUGCCAUCGUAAUGCUGCUUCACCUAACUUCGAUUGUUUUCCAUUCAUUAGAGGCUGCCCUAAUAAUCUCAAUGACCACUCUAAUGAUGGGUUCAAAAUUCGGUGGCCUCUCCACUCGCCUGAACAUCUCAUGGAAGCAUUUUGGUUUCAUCCACCUACUAUAUAGAUAAUUAAUAUUAACUAAUAUAGUUAACAUAUAUUAGUUUCAUAUUUUUGUAGUACAAUAGUACCAAAUAUUAUGUAUAACGACGUAUUAUUGGAUGGAAUAGAAAAGGCUAUUUAAGGUAUUA